This is a messenger RNA of Epinephelus fuscoguttatus (brown-marbled grouper), 4069 nucleotides long. It is a transcript of the gene alg10, whose product is annotated as ALG10 alpha-1,2-mannosyltransferase. Gene Ontology annotation, cellular component: endoplasmic reticulum. Gene Ontology annotation, biological process: protein N-linked glycosylation; dolichol-linked oligosaccharide biosynthetic process. NCBI's taxonomy places the organism in Eukaryota, Metazoa, Chordata, Actinopteri, Perciformes, Serranidae. Gene Ontology annotation, molecular function: dolichyl pyrophosphate Glc2Man9GlcNAc2 alpha-1,2-glucosyltransferase activity. The record is from RefSeq and is a predicted model, not a curated record. The transcript has 3 exons. Bases 195 to 1619 code for a protein of 474 amino acids.
GCGGCGGACCGCCAGCUGUCAAGAAUCAAAACUCUUCCGUGUACAAACACUGGUCACAGUUCAGCCAGUUUCCCACGAAGUAGAGACUGUACAGUGGUUUUAAUCCGCAAAUCCAGUCGUUAUGCGGUAAACACAACAUUAUAUCAGCUAGUUUUGGACUGCUUUCACUUUUACAUCGGAUUUCGUCAUCAAACAUGGAGAAAUUUGAAGGCUACAUCUUCACUGCUCUCUGCAGCACCAACUUUUUGAUAUCCUGCCUGCUGUUCUCCAGAGUCACUCGGGAGCAAAGGGAGCCGUACAUGGACGAGAUUUUUCAUAUCCCACAAGCUCAGAAAUACUGCCAUGGGAAAUUCAACGAGUGGGACCCGAUGAUCACCACUCUCCCAGGUCUGUACCUUGUCUCUGUGGGAGUCAUCAAGCCUGUGGUGUGGCUCGCUGACCUGACAGGCCAAGUGGUGUGUUCCACCGCCAUGCUGCGCUUCAUCAACCUGCUGUUCAACUGCGGCAACCUUUACCUGCUCUAUCUGCUCAUCUGUAAACUGCACCUCAGGGAGAAGACGCGGACGACCUCACGCCGAGUCCUCUCAGCGCUGUCUCUUUCCACCUUCCCCGUGCUCUACUUCUUUAACUUCCUCUACUACACCGACGCCGGAUCUACUUUCUUCACCCUCUUCACCUACCUCAUGACGCUCUACGGUUGUCACAAGGCCUCAGCGCUCCUCGGCGUCUGCUCCGUGCUCUUCCGCCAGACCAAUAUCAUCUGGGUGGCCUUCUGCGCAGGCACGCUGGUGGCUGCCAAAAUGGACGAGGCCUGGAGGGUGGAGCACACGAAAAAGAGGGAUGAGAAGUCUCCUCCGUCCCAGGUCCCGCUGUCAUUCAGUGGAGCCAAGAAGGUGAUGCUCUUCACACUGGAGUUCCUCACCUCACCCAGUCAUGUGAAGGCGGUGCUGCUGGUGGCCUGGCCUUACGCGGUAGUCGGCAUGGGCUUCCUGGCGUUCGUGGUUCUGAAUGAUGGGGUAGUGGUGGGUGACAGGACGAGCCAUGAGGCCUGCCUGAACUUCCCCCAGCUCUUCUACUUCUUCUCCUUCACUCUCUUCUUCUCCCUCCCCGUCUCCCUUUGUUAUCACCGCGCUCUUCGCUUCCUCCAGGCUCUGAAAAAGCAGCCUCUGUUCUUCCUCUUCGUCACGUGCGUCUCCUUGCUCCUGGUGUGGAAGUUCACCUUCGUCCACAAGUACCUCCUCGCAGAUAACCGCCAUUUCCCCUUCUACGUGUGGAAUAGGCUUUUCCAGAGGCACGAGCUGAUGCGCUUUCUCCUCAUCCCCGCGUACGUGUUUGCAGGGUGGAAUUUUCUGGACUCCUUCAAGUCACGCUCACUGUUCUGGAGUUUGGCGUUCCUGGCAUGCCUCCUGGCCGCAACAGUACCCCAGAAGCUGCUGGAGUUCAGGUACUUCAUCAUUCCCUACCUGAUGUACCGUCUGCACAUGCCCCUCCCCUCUCUUCCCAGACUCAUUGUGGAGUUCCUUCUCUACACGGCGGUCAACGCUGCCACGCUUUACAUCUUCAUCAGUAAGACCUUCCACUGGCCGGACAGCACGGCCACACAGAGGUUCAUGUGGUGAACAAAGAGACAGUAUCUGAUGUCAGGAGUUCCAGGACUCAAUCGGGAUGUAGGUUUAAAAAUGCUUUCCAGAGAACCACAGUCCAUGUGACAUCUCAGAAAUCAAAGAAAAGCUUCUGUUACGUCGCAGUAACAGAAAAGAAAUGGCUCACAUUUUUACCAUUUUGGGUUAAUGUAAAGGGAUCGCCAUAUUUUACACAGAGAGUCAGUAUUGAUAGAUUUAUGUGACAGGUUGAAGUGAAAACCAUUUAAAGGUGGAGUCUGCGAUUCUGGAGAAAGACCGUUGAUAUUUGAAGUCAACACACAAAGAUAAACACCCCUCCCACCAGUUCUCCCUCACAAGUAGGACUGUUAGGAUAAUUACGUCGUCUUAUUGAGGUCAUUCAUUUUCCGUAACCGCUUAUCCUCUUGAGGGUCACGGGGGGGCUGGAGCCUAUCCCAGUUGUCAUUGGGCUAGAGGCAGGGUACACCCUGGACAGGUCACCAGACUAUCACAGGGCUGACACAUAGAGACAGACAACCAUUCACACCUACGGAUAAUUUAGAGUCGCCAAUUAAUCUGCAUGUCUUUGGACUGUGGGAGGAAGCUGGAGUACCCAGAGAAAACCCACGCUGACAUGGGGAGAGCAUCCAAACGCCACACAGACGGGCUCCUGCCCGGGUACAAACCAGGAGCCCUCUUGCGCCGAGGUGACAGUGCUAACCACUACACCACCGUGCAGCCCCCGCAAAUAUUAUUCAAGUCAUGUCCAUACAUGAUAUGAUAAAGUCCCGUGUUUAUUAGCAUGUUUAUUUACAUAAGAAUGUCACCAACAUUUUAGCCAACAUGGUACUAGAAUAAAAAGCAGGGUUUUCCUGACCAUUUUAACACUAAUCAAACAAACUGGACUUUGGGGUCAAGUGGACUUGGAUCUGGGCGCUGGUCCCUGAUAUGAAAGCCCCUUCAGUCUUGGGCACAGAACCUAACGGCUCAUUUAUGCUCAACUUUAGAUACGUAUACUAAGACGGACGAAGCCUUCUGUUUGUACUUUUGUUAAUUUCAUCUGUAUUUGUGUACGUUUUCUGAAAUUUUUACAGAUACAGACAGAACAGAGCAGUACCAGCAGAGAUCGUGGAGGCAGUUCAGCGAAUUUCAAGACAGAUACAACCGUAGGAGAUGACUAAGACAAUUAAAAAAUGGUGGACCAGAAUGAAUCAGUAAUAUAGUGAGAGGCUGGCAUCGAAAAUGCUAUUGAAUAUAAUAAUAACGGUAUUAUAUUGAAGUUAGAAAUUCCAGUAUCAUGACAACAGCAGCACACACAGAAUGGACAGAUAGCGGAAUAUUUAGAGUUGACUUUGCCAAAAAGUGCAUUGAAUUAAAAUCGCAGACUCCACCCUUAAUCGAGAGGAUUUGGGGGUUGAGUUAGGGUGGGUUUUGUUUUCACUGAGAAAAGCUACAAACACUGAAGCAGGGCUGUAAUUAAAAUGACAAAGAGAAUACAAAGAGAAUUAAUUUUGUAAAAAGUAUUCAAGUUUUUUCCUUUGAAAAUAAAAUGGUGGUGACAGUGAUGUAAAAUCUAAAAUAUACUGGUAUGUUUUGAUGAGAAUUUAUUGUAUAUAAAAGUUUUUGGUUGAGGUGUCGAUCCUUCUGCAGGGUGGAAAAGUAAUCAUUUCAUUUCAGCAUUUUUUGUGGGAGUCUGGGUUUGGUUUUCUUAUGGCUAUAACAGUUUUGUACUUUAAUGUAAAUACUGUACGCAGCUCUGCGAGUGGAUCUUUGGUGGCGUUGUUGACAUGAUCUGUAAAUAUGAUUAAAGAGACCAAAAAUGACAGCCAUAUUGUAAACUUUAGAAUUUUUAUUGUAUGGGAUGUUUUUGGAGUGACUGAGAUUCUCUGCUUUCUGCCAGUGAAGAACACCAAUGACCCAACUUUAUAAUUAUAAUGUAUGUUUUCAAAUAUUUUUACCUUGAUUUUACUUUCACCAAGCAGUAAAGUUCCACUGGAGGUGAUUUAGAAAUUAGCCUUUUCUGUGAUUUUGUAAGUCUUUUUUUUUUUUUUUUUGGAGUUUAUUUGUUGACUGUUUGUAUCCACUUUCUGUCCUCUACUUUCAUUGUGCCUGAUUUGUGUGUGUGUGUGUGUGUGUGUGUGUGUGUGCGCACGUGUGUUUUAUUUCACUAGAUACAUGCAGUUUUAAGGAGUACUUCCCCCACAAAACGUUUGUUUGUUUAUCAGUUUCUCACCGUGUUACGUUGAAUCUGAGAAGAAAACUUGUUCUUUGUUUUUGGAUUCUUCGUUCACCGUGGAGGUAAGCUAGAAAAACAGAGUUUUAUCCAUGAAGUCAGGGUAACACGUGGUGAAUAACUGAAGUGCUAAUGAUCAUUUUUGGGUGAAGUAUUCCUUUAACUAUGAACUUGAUCUGUCCUCCAGCUGUACGCUGCCCUUGUUGAUACAGUCUUGUGUAAACCUUUGAAUAAA